GCAACUUACAAUUCGAGUCGGAAGUAACACGCCUACGAGUAGCGUCAUUCGCAGAAAUGUCCUUCCAGUGUUUAUCUACUUAAUUCUUCAAUGACGUAUGAACAUCAGCUGUGUUGCUAAAAGCAACUGUAUUUAUCCAGGCUAAUUAACUACUUAUGCCUUAAUGAUCGUACUUCGUACCUGCUCACAGCUUCGUUGAUUUUUCCUUUGUACCUAUCGUAUUAUUUAGUUCGACGUGACUCAGAUUCAAUUCCUCACACCGCCACGCCAUAUUGUCCGUAUUUCUCAUUCUCAAUUUACAAAAAUGUCUCAAGGUCGGAACCAUUCCCACAUAAGUUCUUGUUUGAAAUGGACCCUCUUCAUGUUCAACUUUAUAUUUUGGGUGUGUGGGUUGUUGCUGUCCGCAGCAGGUGCGUAUGGCAUGUACUUCACAGCAGUUGAGUCAUGGGAUGGCAAAGGCUCCCUUGAGACUGCAUACAUUGUCAUCACGGAUCUGUCGGGGGUUCUUCUAGCUCUUGGUGCCAUCAUUUGGAUUGUCUCCUUCUCUGGCUGUGUGGGAGCUCUGCGAGAAAACCUUUGUCUGCUGCGCCUUUAUUUCUGGAGCGUGACAAUCUUCCUGAUCCUGGAGCUGAUCAUCGCAAUAGCCUUCCUCGUAUUCCCGUGGAAGUCCCGUGAGAUCAUGGAGCUGAUCUUGUCUGAACGCUUGAUAGAAGACUACAGGGAGAGCGACAACACCAAGGACUUGGUCGACACCCUGCAGAUGAAGGUUGGGUGUUGCGGGAUGACGUCACAAGGCUACCUGGACUGGAACAACAACGAGUACUUCAACUGCUCUGUGGGCAAUCCCAGCCCUGAGCGCUGCGGGGUGCCCCACUCCUGCUGCCUCUCGUGGAGCAUGGGCGGACAGCGCGACAUGAUGUGCGGUUACAACAUGCAGAGCCUAAAGGAGAGUGAGGCGUCGGAUGUGAUCAACACUCGCGGCUGCAUGUCAGCCAUCAUCCAGUUGCUGGAGAACAACCUCUACGUGGCAGCGGGCGUCAUCUUUGCCAUCACCCUCUUCCAGAUGUACGUGACUCACCAGGCCAAGACGCUGCUGGACCAAAUAGAGCUGCAGCGAGCCAGGUUUUACGCCCCCCCGGCGCGCGUCUUGGCAAACGGACACAGCUACGGGAAACUUCCCCUCUUGGCCGGUCCGCCAGUCCUCUGAUUCAUUUUAACGAGUCCAGUUAUGAUCUACUUAAAUA
Hyalella azteca is the source of this 1244-nucleotide messenger RNA. Its product is annotated as tetraspanin-33-like. The record is from RefSeq and is a predicted model, not a curated record. Gene Ontology annotation, cellular component: membrane. Bases 305 to 1207 code for a protein of 300 amino acids. Lineage: Eukaryota; Metazoa; Arthropoda; Malacostraca; Amphipoda; Hyalellidae. The transcript is spliced from 8 exons.